Messenger RNA from Raphanus sativus (radish), 5790 nucleotides. RefSeq lists its product as uncharacterized. NCBI's taxonomy places the organism in Eukaryota, Viridiplantae, Streptophyta, Magnoliopsida, Brassicales, Brassicaceae. The coding region runs from base 313 to 5622 and encodes 1769 amino acids. Gene Ontology annotation, biological process: DNA integration. The transcript has a single exon. The record is from RefSeq and is a predicted model, not a curated record. Gene Ontology annotation, molecular function: nucleic acid binding.
GAGUAGAGGUUCAUCAAGCCUUGCUCCCAUUGUUGAAGACAUUUCUGCACUUUAGAGGGAGAUUGUGAGAAGAAGAAGGGAAGAAGAGCAACAGGCUCACAUUCAGAGGUUAGGGUUUGACAUGGAGAACCUGCCUCAAGAUAGAGCUGCUGAAGAUGGUCAAGGAGCUGCCAACCUUGGACCACGACAUCCACAGCGCCAAGCUAGAGCAAUUGGUGCCCAUGAUCAGCCUAACAUCCAUGGAAAUAGGGCUGGCAUUAGAGCACCAGCUGUGGAGACAACAACUUUGAGAUCAAGUCAAGCUUGAUCAACAUGAUCCAAAGCAACAAGUACCAUGGGCUUGCUUUGGAAGAUCCUUUAGAUCACUUGGACAACUUUGAUCGGCUGUGUGGCACCAUCAAGAUAAAUGGUGUUUCUGAAGAUGCAUUGAAGCUUAGGUUGUUUCCAUUCUCUUUGGGAGAUAAAGCUCACACAUGGGAGAAGGGUCUCUCAAGAGAUAGCAUCCGAACAUGGGAUGAGUGCAAAGAAGCCUUCCUCACCAAGUUCUUCUCUAACUCAAGAACUGCAAAGCUUAGGAAUGAGAUUUCAGGAUUUCAACAAAGGAAUCUUGAAGGUUUUGGUGAAGCAUGGGAACGAUUCAACAGCUACAUUGCUCAGUGUCCUCAUCAUGGUUUCACCAAGGAAAGCUUGCUUAGCACCUUCUACAGGGGAGUUCUCCCAUCUUGCAGAAACAGGCUUGACACAGCUAGCAAUGGUUUCUUCCUGGGCAGAACUGAGCAGGAUGCAGAGGAGCUGGUGGAGAACAUGGCAAAGAGUGACUCAGUUUACAAUGAGGAGUAUGAUAGAGCCAGCAGAGGUGAGGAUCAGCAGACAAAGAAGGAUAUCAAAUCAUUGCAAGACAAGUUGGACUUGGUUCUUUCAAACCAAUCCAAGAAGGAGCAGGUUAGCUUUGUUGGUGAUCCUAAUCAAGAGGUUCCUCGUAAGGUGAAUGAGGUUGAUGGUUUGGAAGGGCAAGAAGACCUUUGCUUCAUCAACAACAAUGGUACAUGGUACAGAAAGGAGCCUAACUUUCAGUACAACAACUACCAGCCGAGGUCUUAUCAAAACAACCAGCAAGGAGGAUACCAACCUAAGCAAACCACUCAACAAGGGAACUAUCAGCAAAGGAAAAAUGCCCCUCCUGGUUUUGGUAACACAAAUCAGUCUACUCAAGCUCAAGGAAGCUCAUCUCAGUCUAAGGCUCCCGAUUCAAACAUGGAGUCAAUGUUCAAGCAGAUCAUGGAAGCUCAGUCUAGAGUUGCAAAGGAUAUUGGGCAUGAGUUCAAGACAGUGCACUCCAAGAUUGACAGUACCUACACAGAGCUGAACAACAAGAUCAGGGCUUUGGAGAGCCAAUUUGCUUCUAUGAACUCUCAGCCUAGUCGCCAACAAGGAACCCUACCUGGAAAACCUGAGCAAAACCCCAAAGAAACAAUGAAGGCAAUCACUUUGAGAAGUGGUAAAGAGUUGCCUCCAAGAGUACUCACCAAGGAUGGUGAGAAACAGGGUGGGGAGGUUGCCAUCAACAUUGAUGAUGAGGUAGUUAUUGUUGAUGAGAAGGUUGAUGAGGAAAUUCUGGAAAAGAUUGUGGAAGCUAAGGGCAAAGGAAAGGUUGGAGAGGAGAAGAGAACAGUGAAGCAAGGUGGAGCUACAUCAAAAGAUACUUCUUUUGUCCCUCCUCCCUAUGAGCCUAAGUUACCUUUCCCAGGAAGAUUCAAGAAGCAACUAUUGGAGAAGUACAAGGCACUCUUUGAGAAGCAGAUGAGUGAAGUGCAGAUUACAAUGCCCAUCAUAGAUGCCUUUAUGCUUGUUCCUCAGUAUAACAAGUUCUUGAAGGAUGCUGUGGCUGCUAAGAAGAAAGAAAUGGAAGGAAUGGUGGUUCUUACUCAUGAGUGCAGUGCCAUCAUUAAAAGGUUGACAAUCCCUAAGAAGCUAGAAGAUCCAGGAAGCUUUACUCUACCUUGUGCCAUUGGUCCCCUGAUGUUUGAAAGGUGCCUAUGUGACUUGGGAGCUAGUGUUAGUCUCAUGCCUUUAUCUGUAGCCAAGAAGCUUGGGUUUAGCCACUACAAGAAGUGCAAAAUCUCCUUGGUGCUUUCUGAUCGCUCAGUGAAGUUCCCCAUUGGAAUUUUGGAAGAUCUCCCUGUGAUGGUGGGAAAUUGUGAAAUCCCUACUGACUUUGUGGUGCUAGAGAUGGAUGAGGAAGCUAGAGAUCCUUUGAUCCUUGGAAGACCAUUCUUGGCCACAGCAGGAGCAAUUAUAAAUGUGAAGGAGGGAAAGAUUGAUCUUCACUUGGGUAAGGAGCACAUUCUCCACUUUGACAUCAAUGAGAUAAUGAAGAGGCCAACCAUCCAAGGGCAGAUCUUCUACAUAGAGGAAAUGGAAGCUUUAGCUGAUGAGCUGCUUGAAGAGUUAGCACUUGAGGAUCCUCUACAGCAUGCCUUGACAGUUGAUAGAGGAGUCCAAGUGGUUGAGAACAAGGAAAGUGAUGCUUAUGGAAGGAUGCUGGAUUCACACAGAGGGUUUGAGAGUGAGGAUCAGUAUGAGGCGCUUCAACAAGGGGUUCAUCAAGAGGCAGCAUCCACUCAACAAAAGGACAGUCACCAAGAGGAUUGGGAUGAACUCAAAGCACCUAAGGUGGAACUUAAACCCCUUCCCCAUGGUGUAAGGUACGCUUUCCUUGGCCCUAAUGAGACUUACCCUGUCAUUGUGAGUAGUGAGCUUACUGAACUUGAAUUGUCUCAACUGUUGAGUGCACUUAAGAAGUUUAGGAAAGCAAUAGGGUAUUCUCUAGAUGACAUCAAAGGGAUAUCACCUUCUUUGUGCAUGCAUAGGAUACAUCUAGAGGAUGAAUCAAUGACUUCUAUUGAGCAUCAAAGAAGGUUAAACCCUAAUUUGAAAGAAGUUGUAAAGAAGGAGAUUCUCAAACUCUUAGAUGCAGGUGUUAUUUACCCAAUCUCAUAUAGUAAAUGGGUAUCUCCUGUGCAUGUGGUUCCAAAGAAAGGUGGUAUCACUGUUGUGAAAAAUGAUAAGAAUGAGUUGAUCCCCACUAGAACUGUAACUGGACAUAGGAUGUGCAUUGAUUAUAGAAAGUUAAACUCUGCAUCUAGAAAAGAUCAUUUUCCAUUGCCAUUUAUUGAUCAGAUGCUUGAGAGACUUGCAAACCAUCCUUUCUAUUGCUUUCUUGAUGGGUAUUCAGGGUUCUUCCAAAUCCCCAUACAUCCCGAUGAUCAAGAGAAGACAACAUUCACAUGCCCUUAUGGUACCUUUGCCUAUCGAAGGAUGCCAUUUGGGUUAUGUAAUGCUCCAGCCACCUUUCAAAGGUGCAUGAUGUCUAUCUUCUCUGAUCUCAUUGAGGAUGUUGUGGAGGUGUUCAUGGAUGACUUCUCUGUCUACGGAUCUUCGUUUUCUGCUUGUUUGUCCAACUUGUGCAGGGUCCUACGGAGAUGUGAAGACACCAACCUUGUGCUGAACUGGGAGAAGUGUCACUUCAUGGUCAAAGAGGGGAUUGUACUUGGACACAAGAUUUCAGAAAGAGGCAUCGAAGUGGACAAGGCUAAGAUUGAGGUGAUGGUUAGUCUACCUCCACCAAAGACUGUGAAAGACAUAAGGAGUUUCCUUGGCCAUGCUGGGUUCUACAGGAGAUAUGUCAAGGACUUCUCAAAGGUUGCUAGGCCAAUAACCAAGCUGCUAUGCAAAGAAGCCGCUUUCAGCUUUGAUUCAGAUUGUCUUGAAGCUUUCAAGGAGCUGAAGAACAAUUUGGUCAAUGCUCCUAUUGUUCAGCCACCUGAUUGGAGUCUCCCCUUUGAAAUUAUGUGUGAUGCAAGUGACUUUGCUGUUGGAGCUGUUUUGGGGCAGAAAAAGGAUGGCAAGACUCAUGUGAUCUACUAUGCUAGCCAAACCUUGAAUGAUGCUCAGGUGAAGUAUUCCACAACUGAGAAGGAGAUGCUAGCCAUUGUAUUUGCCUUUGAGAAGUUCAGAAGCUACUUGGUUGGGUCAAAGGUUAUUGUCUACACUGAUCAUGCAGCUUUGAGACACCUCUUGGCCAAGAAAGAUGCUAAGCCAAGACUUUUGAGGUGGAUCCUUUUGCUUCAAGAGUUUGACUUGGAGAAUAGAGACAAGCCGGGCAUUGAGAAUGGAGUAGCUGAUCACUUAUCUAGGAUGAGGAUUGAAGGUGAAACCCCCAUUGAUGAAGGGCUUCGUGAGGAACAGGUCAUGGCCAUCAGGGCAGUGGUUGCAGUGUGUGAAAAGGGCAAGAAGCUUGAAGAGGUUAAGGCGUCUAAGGAGGAGGAGCCUUGGUAUGCAGAUUUUGUGAACUACCUUGUCACAGGAAAGGAACCAUUAAGACUUGAAGGUUAUUCCAAGAAGAAGUUCUACAAGGAGUUGAAGAGGUACUAUUGGGAUGAACCUUUUCUUUUCAUCCUUUGCAAAGACCAUCUCUAUAGAAGGACAGUGGCUGAAGAAGAGGUUGAUGGAAUCCUACAACAAUGCCAUGGUUCUUCAUAUGGAGGGCAUUUUGCAACUUUCAAGACAGUGGCUAAGGUUCUACAAGCUGGAUUUUGGUGGCCUCAUAUGUUCAAGGACACACAAGAGUUCAUCUCAAGGUGUGAUUCUUGCCAAAGGAGAGGGAACAUCACAAAGAAGAAUGAAAUGCCUCAAAACCCAAUUCUUGUAGUGGAAGUAUUUGAUGUUUGGGGAAUAGACUUCAUGGGACCUUUCCCCUCUUCUUAUGGCAACAAGUACAUCUUAGUGGCUGUAGACUAUGUGUCUAAGUGGGUUGAAGCAGUUGCAAGUCCUACAAAUGACUCAAGAGAGGUGUUGAAGAUGUUUAAGAGCAUCAUUUUUCCAAGGUUUGGAGUUCCUAGAGUGGUGAUAAGUGAUGGAGGCUCACAUUUCAUCAACAAACUUUUUGAGAAUCUUCUCAAGAAAAAUGGAGUGAAACACAAGGUUGCAACCCCUUAUCACCCUCAAACCAGUGGUCAAGUUGAAAUCUCUAACAGAGAGAUCAAGGGUAUCCUGGAGAAGAUUGUGGGAGCCAAGAGGAAGGAUUGGUCAGACAAGCUUGAUGAUGCACUUUGGACCUAUAGGACAGCAUACAAGACACCAUUGGGAACCAUCCCUUUCAACCUUGUGUAUGGGAAAGCUUGCCAUCUACCAGUAGAACUUGAGUACAAGGCAUUGUGGGCUGUGAAAUUGUUGAACUUUGACAUCAAGAGUGCAAAAGAAAAGAGACUUUUUCAGCUUCAUGAGCUUGAUGAGAUUAGGAUGGAUGCUUUUGAGAACUCAAGGAUCUACAAGGAGAGAACCAAAGCCUUUCAUGACAAGAACAUUUUGAAGAGAGAGUUAAGAGCAGAUGAUCAGAUACUCCUCUACAACUCUAGGCUGAAGUUGUUUCCAGGGAAGCUCAAAUCAAGGUGGUCUGAACUUUUUAAGAUCAAGAAAAUUAAGCCUUAUGGGGUAGUGGUUCUUUGGGAUAAGAAUGGAGGAGAGUUCACAGUGAAUGGACAAAGAGUGAAGCUCUAUUUGGGUACUACACCAAAGGAAGAUGGAUUCUCAAUUCCACUUUCUGAACCCACCUCAACCUAGUCUCAAAAGAAGGAAAGUCAAGCUAGAGACUUUAAACAAGCUCACUUGGGAGGAAGUCCCAUGUCUAUCCUUGUAAAUAUUGCAUUAGGAUUUCUUUUUCGAGUUGAAGUGAAGUGAACCUUGGAGAAUGGGAACCAUGGAUAGAGGAGGCAAGAAGCUAGUGUGGUA